AUGGCAGGAAUCUUUCGGACGAUUUAUGACUGGCUUUUGAGGAUGUUCUGGGCGACGGAGAUGGAUGUCACCAUGAUUGGUCUCCAGAAUGCAGGGAAAUCCUCGUUAUUGCGUGUGCUUGCGGGUGCCGAAUUCACUGUAGAUUCCAUUCCGACGAUCGGGUUCAACACGAAACGGGUACAAAAGGGGCAUGUGACUUUGAAAUGCUGGGAUUUAGGUGGACAACCACGCUUCCGGCCGAUGUGGGAGCGAUAUUGCCGGGGCGUCAAUGCGAUAGUAUAUAUCGUGGACGCCGCUGAUCGCCCCGCGCUACCGGUUGCGACGGAGGAACUGCACGAGCUGAUGAAGAAGCCCGCGUUGGACGGCAUCCCGCUGUUAGUCCUGGGAAACAAGUCAGAUCUCCCAGAUAAACUCUCCGUCGACGAGCUGAUCGAAGCGAUGGAUCUGAAAUCGAUCACGCAUCGCGAAGUGAGCUGCUACGGCAUCAGCGCCAAAGAGGAGACGAAUCUGGAUGCAGUUCUGCACUGGUUGAUUGCGCGGGCUAGUCGAUGA
Messenger RNA from Aspergillus glaucus CBS 516.65, 552 nucleotides. Its product is annotated as ADP-ribosylation factor-like protein. Bases 1 to 552 code for a protein of 183 amino acids. Lineage: Eukaryota; Fungi; Ascomycota; Eurotiomycetes; Eurotiales; Aspergillaceae. The transcript is spliced from 6 exons. The record is from RefSeq and is a predicted model, not a curated record. Gene Ontology annotation, molecular function: GTP binding; GTPase activity. Gene Ontology annotation, cellular component: lysosomal membrane. Gene Ontology annotation, biological process: protein transport.